Molecule: messenger RNA, 1842 nt
Organism: Hymenoscyphus albidus
Lineage: Eukaryota; Fungi; Ascomycota; Leotiomycetes; Helotiales; Helotiaceae
Source: the annotation of a GenBank genome assembly
CAGGAACCCCUCGCCCCUCCAAUAUGCCGGUGCGGUAUUCUUCACAGAUGGAAAUUAUAUUUUCAGAGCACAACCACAACCACAAACAUUCAGACGAUGCCUGAACAGCCCACACCCUCAACAACCGCUGCGCCUGCAGACGGCCAAGCUCCAACGCACACAUAUAUUCCAAACCACGGCUACGAAACACCAACUUCGGGUCACGAUGCCCCCACGCAGACUGAUUCUUCAGCGGGUGGCCUCACAGAAUAUGCCGCAGACAACGAAGACGAGACUUACGAGGAUCUGUUUGAAGAUGACGAAGAGUAUUUUGACGACAUGGACUACGAUCCAGGUUCUGGCGAUCUGACCAAGUCGUACAACCGUCAACGCAAACUGAAUGACCAAAACUCGACUGCCCCGCGAAUAAACCCGCAAAAGCCAGCCGCAAACACCAAAUCGAGUGUCGAUGAUCAGAUUUCCAGUUUAGCGAAGCAUGCGGGAAAGAUUCGACUGGAUGGUGGCGACAGGCAAAAGACCCAUGGAAAAGACAAAUCUGAUCGUGCGACCAGCGAGCAGGUUCUGGAUCCUCGGACGAGAAUGAUUCUGUUGCAAAUGAUUAAUAGGAGUGUGGUCUCAGAGGUUAAUGGAUGUUUGAGUACGGGCAAGGAGGCAAAUGUGUAUGGGGCGUUGACUGUUCCCGCCUCCGUCGGAGACGAAGAAGCACACCCUGUGCAUCGGGCGAUCAAGGUCUAUAAGACAAGCAUCUUGGUAUUCAAAGAUCGUGAUCGUUAUGUUACUGGCGAACAUCGUUUCCGAGGUGGGUAUAACAAAGGCAAUAACCGUGCCAUGGUCAAAGUCUGGGCCGAAAAAGAGUUCAGAAACCUCAAGCGUCUGCAUACCGCAGGUAUUCCUUGCCCGGAACCCAUUUAUCUUCGACUCCACGUCCUCGUCAUGGGAUUCCUCGGGGAUAAGAAGGGCUGGGCCGCACCAAGACUACGUGACGCUGAAUUAGUCGGCGAAGACAUUGAUGAGCAAUGGCGAGUAUUGUACUUGCAGCUAAUUGGAUUGAUGCGGCGCAUGUAUCAAAUCUGCAAGCUUGUGCAUGCAGAUUUGAGUGAGUAUAAUGUUCUCUAUCACCAAAAGAAACUCUUCAUUAUCGAUGUAUCUCAAAGUGUUGAGCACGAUCAUCCACGGUCUCUUGAAUUUCUUCGAAUGGACAUCAAAAACGUUUCGGACUUUUUUCAGAGGAAAGGUGUCAAUGUGCUUCCCGAGCAGAUCGUUUUUGGGUUCAUCACAUGUUACGAUGAGCCAACUCAAGACCCCGAGCUUGGUGAAGCUUUGGAGAAGUUGUACACAGAAAGACCCCAAGUGGAGGAAGGCGAACAAGCAGCAGCCGAUCAAGAAGUUGAUAACCAAGUGUUUCGACAGCAAUACAUCCCACAGACCCUGGAACAAGUGUAUGAUGUCGAGAGAGAUGCUGAAAAGGUGGGAAGAGGACAGAAAGAUGACCUUGUUUACCGCAGUCUGUUGGCUGACAAGGUACCAAUGUCUUCUGGCAAUGAAGCUGACGGUGAGGAUACCAUGGGGGGAAGUUCAUCACAAGGUAGUGGAGACGAAGAUGGAAGUGAUACCGACGACGAGAGUCGAUUUGAAAAGGGCACACCAAGAGGCAAGAGAUUUGAAGAUAAAGAUGCAAAAAGGGUAACAUCUAUUAACUGUGUUUUCAUCCUGCACUGCUAACAACUCGUCUAGGAUCACAAAAAAGCAGUCAAGGAAGAGAAGCGCGAGAAGAGGAAAGACAAGAUACCAAAGCAUCUGAAGAAGAAACUGGUAAAUUCCUCGGCGAAGCACAAGCACUGA